This is a messenger RNA of Alosa alosa (allis shad), 1434 nucleotides long. Its product is annotated as putative HLA class I histocompatibility antigen, alpha chain H. Gene Ontology annotation, cellular component: external side of plasma membrane. Gene Ontology annotation, biological process: immune response. The record is from RefSeq and is a predicted model, not a curated record. Lineage: Eukaryota; Metazoa; Chordata; Actinopteri; Clupeiformes; Clupeidae. The transcript has 8 exons. The coding region runs from base 41 to 1042 and encodes 333 amino acids.
GAAUUCACAGGGUUGAAGUUUGGCAAAGUAUCUCCGAGUGAUGAUGGGAGUGUGUCCUUUCACUUAUUCAGCAGUAACUCAUAAACUGCAGUACUUCUACACAGCCACCUCUGGGAUCUCAAACUUUCCAGAGUUUGUGGAUGUUGGAGUGGUUGAUGGUCUACCCAUCAGUCGCUAUGAUGGCAUCACAAAGAGAAAGGUUCCCUUGCAGAAGUGGAUGGAGGAAAACUUCGAUCAGCAGUACUGGGACCAGGGCAGUAACAAGAUGAAGGGUAUAGAGGAGUCCUUCAAAGUCAACAUUCAGAUUGCAAGAGAACGAUUUAAUCAGACAGGAGGUGUGCACACUUGGCAGUGUAUGUACGGCUGUCAGUGGGAUGAUGAGCGCAAAGCUACAGAUGGAUUUAAUCAGUGUGGUUAUGAUGGGGAGGACUUUAUCUCUAUGGAUCUGAAGAACCUGAGAUGGACUGCCCCAACACCACAGAGUGUCAUUACAAAGCGGAAGUGGGACAAUAACAGAGCUUUGUUGGAAGGAAAUAAAGCCUACUUCACCACAGAGUGCAUUGAGUGGCUGAAGAAGUAUGUGCAGUAUGGGAGCAGCACUCUGGAGAGGAAAGUCCACCCAGAAGUCACUCUCCUCCAGAAGGACUCUGGAGUGGCGUGCCAUGCUACAGGCUUCUACCCUGACCAAGUGAUGAUCACCUGGAAGAGAGAUGGAGAGGAGAUGCAGGAGGACGUGGAUGUGGGGGAGACGCUGCCCAAUGAGGAUGGAACCUUCCAGAAGAGAGCUGUGCUUGCCGUGUCACCGGAAGAGAGGAAGAAGGGGCAGUACACCUGUGAGGUGGCCCAUAAGGGCGGAACUCCCAUUCUUAAGACCCUGAUUGUGGAAGAUGGCAAUAUCGUUGGCAUCAUCAUUGGCUGUGUUGUGGCUGCUGCUGUCGUGAUUGGUGUGAUUGUCGCCAUUGUUAUGAUGAAGAAGAAAGGCUACAAGAAGGCAGAGCAGUCCGAUUCAGAAUCUGAUCACUCCAACGGUGCACGGACUUGAGGUAACUGCUGAAUGUGAAGAGUGAGGAGCAAUGAAGAAGGAUAUGCAAAUCAACAAACAGAUUUCUCUCUAUAUGCAACAUCCUACAAUGGUUAUAUCCAUGAUUUAGGUAUAAUGUUAAGAUUUUAUGUCUAUUUACUUUCAUCCAGUUUUUAGCAAUAACUCAUCCUUUUCUCAAACUGCUGUACAAACAAAAUAGAUUCUAGUGCAGUCAAAUCUGUUCUAUUGGUGUGAAGAGUAUUGAUUUGAAUAUAAUAGUAGGCAUUGUGGUUUCUUUAAUUGUAUUGUGUUGGUGUGCUGUUGCUUUGUAUUGCUCUGUACUAUGUGUUUUUUAAUAUAUUUCUUUCACCAUUUGAACUGGUGAUGGGAAGUGGGCAAUUCUUGAUUCUAGG